Messenger RNA from Heteronotia binoei (common prickly gecko), 1440 nucleotides. RefSeq names its product V-set and immunoglobulin domain-containing protein 8-like. Lineage: Eukaryota; Metazoa; Chordata; Lepidosauria; Squamata; Gekkonidae. The coding region runs from base 1 to 1440 and encodes 479 amino acids. The record is from RefSeq and is a predicted model, not a curated record. Gene Ontology annotation, cellular component: intracellular anatomical structure. The transcript has 7 exons.
AUGGCCGGGAUGUGGAGUUUCCAGCUCUUUAUUUUGUGUCUAGCACCAGUUCUGGUACCAACUGUGAAAAUCAACGCCAAAGGGCGGGAGGUGAUCUACCUGGCCAAAGGUGAUUCAGUCAAGCUUGGCUGUCCAUACGAGUUGGAACCAGAAGACAAUGGUCCGAAUGCCCUGGACAUUGAAUGGACACAGAUGAACUCUGACCCCACAAGCCUUGAUAAUGUGUGCUGUUCUCUGGUUCCUGCCCACCAGAUCCUUAGCUACCAAGGCCAGCAAGUAAUCCGUCCCGGAUACCCCUACUUACAGCAGAGAGGAGGUUCUGCAGUUCCAGAAUCACGGCGUUUCAGUCAUCCUGGUGUACAGCAGAAUGUGUUAGUCGGACCACCAAGCGGCCACCAUCUUGGAUCCGUCGGCUCAUUCGGCAACUGCUGCUUCGAUCUGCAACAGAGAGUGAACUUUGUGAUCCCGGACCCAAGCCAGCACGACGCCUCUAUCAGUUUGCAGAAUGUGGAAGUUACUGACUCGGCAACGUACGAGUGCAAGGUGAAGAAAACCACCGUGGCCUCCCGCAAGGUUACCGUCCAAGUGCUCGAGAGACCGUCAGUCCCCCAAUGUUCAAGAGACGGCCACGUGUCCCUGGGCCGUGACGUCAUCCUGCGCUGCUCCUCCCAGGCCGGGUCAGCCCCCCUCAUCUACCAAUGGUCGAAAGUCGGUAGCUGGAUGCCCUCAUCCACCACAAAGGGUCCAAACCCCGGCGACCUGCUCAUUCGGAACCUGUCCAAGGACCAUGUCGGCUUCUACCAGUGCAGCGUGGCCAACAAAGUCGGAUCCACCCAGUGUGUUCUGGAAAUCUCUCUUGAAGAAGCUGCCAACCAAGUAGGCCUCAUUGUGGGGUCCGUCUUCGGCUCUCUUCUGUUGCUGCUCCUUCUUCUCUGUCUCAUCCUGGGGCUCGUCUGGUGUUGCAAGAAGAAGCAAAGCAAAGAGCAGUGCAAUCAGAUCAGAGUUGACGCAGCACCACCGAGAACAAAAUGUUCAAGCAAAAACAGCAGCCUGAGAUCCGUCCUGGGCUACAUACCCCACAACCUCAGCUUUUCGCAGCGCCGCAAAUACGAUGCGCCCAAAGAGCAGGAGGGUGUCGAGAUGAUCACCCCGGCCAGGGAAGCCGACACCAGCUGUGCUGUGGAUUCCAGUGAAGACCAAGAUGGCGUCUCUUCCUCUGUGGUCACCACCAAGGCCAGGGUUCACUACGCACCCAGCGUUUCUUCUCAUUCACAAGGGAAAGGAACCUCUUCCACACCAUCGGCCACAGGUACGAAUCCUGGAGACAACAAAUCCAUGCCUGACCAGGAUUCAGCCUACGGGAAGCGAGGCCAUCCAAGAAUCUACGGAGGAGUCCCUGUGAUGGUUCCGGCCCAGAGCAGAGAAGACCUCGUAAUAUAA